Messenger RNA from Meleagris gallopavo (turkey), 2553 nucleotides. RefSeq names its product crystallin gamma N (gene CRYGN). The record is from RefSeq and is a predicted model, not a curated record. NCBI's taxonomy places the organism in Eukaryota, Metazoa, Chordata, Aves, Galliformes, Phasianidae. Gene Ontology annotation, biological process: visual perception; lens development in camera-type eye. Gene Ontology annotation, molecular function: structural constituent of eye lens.
ACUCAGCUGGAUUUUGUGCUGGUUAUAGAAAGGAGAUGCAAGGGACACCUUUGUAAGGGUGUCAGGGCAAGGUGUGGAAGGAGCAGCUGGAUUUUGUCAAACAGCACUGCUUGUUCCUCUGUGUGACCAUGAGAGCUGCAGGCUGAAGGGCACACAUCUGUUCCAAGGAACAGGCUGACAUGCAGCUGUGCACUGGGGUUGGAAUGGAUUUAGCCAAGUUAAACUUGCUAAGAAAACAAAAGUGUUGUUUAAAAUAAAUUGCACGUGGAACAAAUAGAUGUGAGUUGCUUAUCAUGCAUUUCUGUACUGGUGCAUCCAGCUCGUGUGGGCUCCCAGCACCUGGCCUUUCUCCUGAGCCUGUUCCCAGUGCUGUCUUGGGCAGCUUCUUCAGUCUGGAAUUAGACUACUUGAACUUGGUAUUUGAGAGGAAAAAAAAGUGCAGUUGGCCUACUUUGUGUAGAAGAUGCUGAUUUAGGGAAAGGUUUAUUAAAUGAGGUGUUUUCUUGAGUCCAUUGAAAAGUUUAAUUCUUGGCAGGAAUAAAAUGGAAGGGAUACUUGCAGUGGUUCUGCAACCAGACUUAGCUUUUGCUUUUUAGUCUGUGCUAAAUGAUGCAGAUGUGACAAGUCUCAUCUCUGUGGGUUGUCCUCAGACUGUUAAUUGUCUGAACAAUUAGUAUUUGUAGAAAAACUUUACUUUCAGGAUUCAGAACCUGACCUUCAGUGGAACCCAAGGACGAUAAGUGUGUGGAAGGCACCUUCCAGCAGUGAGGAUCCUGGGUAGCCUCGCUCCUUUCUGCUUACUGAAGUGUUUCAUGGGUUUGGCUCUCCAACAUGAGAGCCCUGAAGGGGGUUGGUGCCCUUGGAAGCCCAAUGUUACGUAUAUAGACAGAGUUCUUGCUUCUAUCUUGUCUGGAAUUCAGGGAGCAUAAUGUGGCAGCUGCCCUGAUCCCAUCAGGGGUUCCCAAGAGCUCUGCUAAGUGAUGCACAGCUUGUAAGGGAAAUCAGGAAGGAAAUGGCAAGUUCUCUGGGUUGGCUGAGAUCCCACCUGUGUCACUGUGCCCCAUGCAGGUGCUGCAGGCACUGAUCCACGAGGACCUGCUGGGCUCAUGCUGCUAAUUAAUGCCACUGGGCUCUGGCCUUGCAAGGAGAUAUCAACAGGGUCUAAUAAAUCAACAGGGUCUAAUUAGUCCUUGUGCAAUCAGCACUGCUCAUCCUCUGAACACACUGCUGAUGCUGGGUAAACCUCACAACCUCUUCUAAUGAGGUCAGCAUCUCUCUCUCUCUCGCUGCUGGGGAGAGGCAGAGACCCUUGCAGAGGUGUCUUCAAUCCAUGAGAAUGGGGAAGGCACAACUGAGCAUCAGCAACACUGACUGGCAUUGCUGCCCAGAGAGCUGUGGGUGCUCCAUCCCUGGAGGUGCUCAGGGCCAGGUUGGACAGGGCCCUGGGCAGCCUGAGCUGGUGAUGGGCAGGCAGUCCAUGGCAGGGAUGGUAACUGGGUGGGCUUUGAGGCAGCCGCUCUGCCUUCUUAUUACUGUCUAUUCCAAAUAAUCAUGUAAAAAAGAAAUCAUUCCAAAAGUAGCAGCAAACGUGCACCACUAAUCAUCCAAAACCCUGCCAAGCAAAUCUAUUGUUUCACUGCCUGUCCCCAAUCAAAACCCUGUGCUCAGCAGCCCUGGGCCCCAUUCUGCCAACUAAGCACAGCUGUGCAAAGCCCCAGCUCCCACUGCUUUGUCCCAAAAGCCCCGUGGCAGCAGCCCCACUGCCUGGCCCAUAUAUAGCGGGGCAGCCUCGCGUGCUGCAGGGUUGGGUCAGCUUCUGAUUUACAGUCCUGGAGAGCAGCCAUCAGGAAAUGUCUCAGUACUCAGGAAAAAUCACCUUCUACGAAGGGAAAUGCUUCUCAGGCAGGAAGCUGGAGGUGUGCAGCACCUGCAGCAGCUUCCAGCAGCGAGGCUUCCCCAACCGUGUCAACUCCAUCCGCGUGCAGAGCGGGGCCUGGGUCUGCUUUGACCACCCUGAGCUGCAUGGGCAGCAGUUUGUGCUGGAGCACGGCGAAUACCCACACUGGCAGAGCUGGAACGGCCGCGGCGACCGCAUGGGCUCCUGCAGACCUGUGGGCAUGCACGGGCAGCACUACCGCAUCCAGCUGUUUGAAGGGAGCUGCUUUGGAGGCCGCAGCAUGGAGCUCACUGAGGACUGCUCUUGUCUGCAGGGCCGGGGCUGGGAGCAGCCCCACGUCAAUGCCGUGAGGGUGUACGGUGAUGGCGCGUGGGUGCUUUACGAGGAGCCCAACUAUCGUGGCCGCAUGUAUGUGGUGGAGCGGGGCGAGUUCAGCAACUUCCGAGCAUGGCAGGGCUUCAGUGCAAACGUCCAGUCCGUCCGGAGGGUCAUCAACUACUAGCUGAGACCACGCCAUCAGAGCUGGGCUGCUGGGCUGCUGGGCUGGGUGUCAACUCUUCAACUCAUUGACCCAUGGAAUAAACUGUUCGACAUCAAAUUUUGGCUCUAAGUAAAUUUGUUUCUGUCGAUUGCAUGAGUUCGGGAGGGAAUGGAUA